GAUGGAAGCGGUGGAGCGAUUGGCGCACGUGGGGCGGCCCGCUGCGCUUCCUGGGCGUGCCGGGGCGCGGGCUGCGGAAGUGGGUGGACGUCACGAUCCCGUGCGGCGUCUCGAUUCUGCUCGACGUACCCGAUAUAAGCGUGAAGACGCUCACCGUCAAGGGCUGGCUCAAGGUUCUCGAUUCCCCGUCGCUCCCUAAGAUCGACGUCAACGCGCAUUUCAUCGUCGUGAUGGGGCGGCUGACGGCGGGCGAGCCGAGCCGCCAUUUCUCGAGCCGCCUCACCUUCACCCUGUUUUCCGGGAGCCGCAAGCCGUACAUGCUGUCGAAGCUCGCGCCGGCAGAUGCGGCGAACCCUCGCGACCUGGGCCACAAGGCGUUCAUCGUGGUGGGCGGGCAGGUGCAAUUUCACGGCAUGCCGGGCGGCAGCGACACGCCCUCGUGGGUGCGACUGAGUGAGACGGCCAGUGCCGGCCAGCGCUACGUCCUCGUGGACGCUGACGUCAGCAAAUGGGCGGCAGGGAUGACUGUAGCUCUGGCCUCCACCAGUAACGACCUGAACGAGGCAGAGCACCAUCAGAUCACCUCAGUUGCCGCUGACAUCAGCAAUCCUGGCGUUUUCCGCAUCAACCUGCAGACCCCCCUGAGGCACACCCACCAGGGGGAGGUGUUACCUGACGGGGGCAUGGGCACCGUAGGAAUCUUCGGGGAAGUUGCGCUGCUGGACCGCCACGUCAGCAUCCAAGGGACGAAUGAGCCGGCGCCACAUCAGCUCGACGGGGGCCAUUUUAUCAUCUACAUGACACCUACCAAGCAGACUCUGGAGGGUGUGCAGUUUAAAGGACUCGGAAAUCAGGGGACACUGGGGAAAUACCCCGUGCAUUUCCAUAUCUGCGGGCAGGAUGGGCAGGGUCACGUGGUUCGGAAAAACGCGAUCGUGUUUACCCGACAGAGGUGCAUGGUGAUUCAUGCCACGGGCAGCAUGACAAUAGAGGACAAUGUAGCGUACGAAACGAAGGGCCACUGCUACCUGCUGGAGGAGGGCAGUGAACUUAACAAUAACUUCAGGCGCAACCUCGGGAUCAACGCGAGGAAAGUGGAGAAGGUGAUUCCCCCCGCCAGCAGCAGCAAGCUGGACAAGCAGACGGACCGACAGCCCACCACGUUUUGGCUGGGCACUCCGCACAGCAACUUCAUUGACAAUGUUGCUGCUGGCUCGGAAGACUCUGGAUUCUGGCUGGAAGCAACGCCAUACAUGAGAGGAGUAUCCCGCCUGCUGCCUGCGAUCGGAGCCAUCAACCCGCUCACCUACAACUGGGGGGAAUACACCGGCAGUGUCGCUCACAGCAACGUGUUUGGGUUUCGCACGUACCCGCACGGCUCGUAUGCGCGCUACCCGGUGUAUAAUACAGACCCUGCUCCCUUGGAGGACUUUUUGAUUUACCGCAACACAGUCGGAAUGUUCUUCUUCAACAGCGAGCGCAUAGUGGUCAAGAACGGAAUCUUUCUGGAAAACGCCGUGGGCAUAGACCUGAGCCGCAACGUCAAGCUCUCAGCCUCUGGCUGCAAGUUCAUCGCUCGAGCUGCCGUUGCUCCUUCUGGUUCUGCUGGUGCUUCUGGUGCUGGUGGUGCUACCGGUUCUGCUGCUUCUCCUGCCGCUGCUCCUGCCGCUGCUCCUACUCCCCCUCCUCCUGCUGCUGCUGCUUCUCCUGCUCCUCCUCCUCCUGCUACUGCUACUACUUCGUCCUAUUCUUCCUCUUCUGCUACCGUUCAAUAUAUCAGAAGCACCAGCAGCAGCAGCACAAUUCCCGGCGCCGAUUUUGAUGCGGACUUGGCUUUAGCUAAGGGCCCGACCACAGUCACUCAACCCGACAGCCUCUCGCUCGCUCUCGGGCCGUUAGACGAGGUGUAUGGUGCUGGAACGGAUUUCACUCGCCCAGAAGAGGAGUUAUUUAAAGAGCUCAAGAGCAAGCCGGGGGCACUGGCACGAGUGAAGCAGCAGCAGAUGGCGGGGCCGAUGCAGCGGGUGAUUGGAGACGGCAAGACAGGCAGCUUUGAGUCGCCUGUGGGGAUUGUCGUCAGCCAGUGCAACCCAUCGGACCCCCCUGGACCCAACUCCAUUCAGAAUUCCUUCUUCUCAGGCUACGGUGCUACGGACGAUGCCAGCUAUGCCGUGCUCCUCACAGCCAACCACGCGGGCGGGUACUGGAACAGUGCUUUCUUUGUCAAGGGCCUAACAUUUGGUUCUGGAACCAACAAAUUCUGGGCUACUCCCAACCCUACCUCAGGCACGCCGCCCCGGGGGGGUCUGGUGGCGCGCUUCUACGCCAUCCGGGAUCUCGACGGAUCCCUCCUCGGCCAAUCAGGCUUCGCCGUUGCCAACUACGAUCCGAUCCUGCCGCCCCCCGCUGUCCGGGCGGCAAAGUGCAACUUUAAGAGCGCAGAGAACGCAUAUGUGUGCACGGGAGUGUGCUAUCGAUCGGUGGGGAUCGGGUACCACGAGUGGGGAGUGCGACCAAACGGCAUGGCUGGGCUUCCGGCUUACGUCCUGAGGCCUUAUAGUUACGUGGUGGUGACGAGAGUGGAGGAUGGAGCUGUGUUCACAGACUACGGGACAGACAACGAUAACCCCAACAGCGGCCCGGCUGUACCGACCAAGAAAGUCCGCCGCUACCUCACAGCCUCGCUGCUCGCCGGAUACACCUACCGCCUGCGCAUCGUGCCCGCGCCCACCAACCCGCUGUUCUAUCCCCAGGGGAUUUUCGUGCGGUCGUACGACCAGGAAGGGUGCGCGGGGGCGGUUACGGUGAUUCUGGAGCCCAAGGAUGCGAACAGCCAAUGGGUGACCAACACCCCCACCAUUCCCUGCACGGGUCAGAACAGCAGCCUGGCCUACCAGCAGUACCAGUGCAUCGACGGACAAGCGAAGCUGGCGAUCCGCAUAGGGGAGAACAGCUACGGCAAUCACGCCAUCGUCAACUCUACUGCUGCUGCCAGCCAGACGUGCACAGAGGACACACCUUGUUCCACGACUGCCGCAGCACCUUCCUCCACUCCCCAGGCCUCCCCCUACUCCUCCGAUCCCCUCACUCCCAUGUCCACUUCCGCUCAGCCUCUCUCCCCCACUCGCACAACGGCCGGCAACAUCGACCCUUUCUAUGACCCCGCCUUUUAUGCUCCCUCGUGA
This is a messenger RNA of Closterium sp. Naga37s-1, 3185 nucleotides long. NCBI's taxonomy places the organism in Eukaryota, Viridiplantae, Streptophyta, Zygnematophyceae, Desmidiales, Closteriaceae. The record is from the annotation of a GenBank genome assembly.